AAUUCAAAAUGGCGGCUGCAGCACGUUGUUUGCGUUCCCUGACUCGUUCAACAUCUGCAACAAAGCAUUUGUCCUCCUACGUCGUGAAAAAUGUUUCACAAAAAUCAAGUUGCAGUGUGUCAUCACCACUCCUGAAGUCAUUCCUCAGCACUGACAGUGGAUUGAUAAGAGGUUCAGGAAUGUCAUCCAGGAUUAGUUUUAACAAAAGAUUUGCACCAGUGUCCUUUGUCUGUGCUGUUCCCAAGGCUUGUCCCCUCUCGAUCGAUGGAGGGAGUGAUGGAGUUGAUGCUUUGGAUGGUAACCUUGGUGAUGAUGAUGGUGAUACUUGGUCUCAGGGUGAAGAUGAUCCUUAUUUAGGGGUCACAUGACAUAUGGGGGGGAUACUGAAUGAUGCCUUUGGAAACUGCUCCCUGCUCAUUACUUUUUAUCAGUAACUGCAAGAACUUUUUACAUCAAAUAUUAAAUAUUCUGUGAACUGAGAAACAAUAUUGUUUGUUUGUUUAUAUUUUUUUCCUGUGAACUGAGUUAACAUUUAGCAGUAAAUAUUUCUUUACAUUUCUUUCUUUUUGGAUGUAAAUUAUUGUCAUGAUUUCUUCCUGUGAAUUGAUGUUACAUUUAAGAAUAAAAUUUUCUUCACAUUUCUUUUCGAAUUUGAAUUAAUGUUUGAAUUACUAAAAAUCAGAAAACUUGAACCAAUUUGUUUGAUUUAUUAAAUCAAAUCUGUUGUGGUGAUCAUUUUUCCAAUCCAAUUUUUAAGACUUUGUUUUAUAGAAGAAUAAAUGAACUUCUCAGAAAAACUCUGUUCUUUAAAAUGUGAUCUGUAAUUUCUUACUCACAUUGCCAUUUUUCCUAUCUUUUUUUCACUGAUAACUAACAAGUUCUACAGUCAUUUUAAUGAUAUGCUGAGGUAUGGGAUCAGAUUAAGAAUAGUGUUUGAUGUCAGUUAGGACUGCAUGGGAUACAUGUAUGCAUCUGUGUAAGUGCACUUACUAUUGCUUUGACUGAAAUAAACAAGUAUUUCUUUUAUAAACUA
Molecule: messenger RNA, 1033 nt
Organism: Pocillopora verrucosa
Lineage: Eukaryota; Metazoa; Cnidaria; Anthozoa; Scleractinia; Pocilloporidae
Source: RefSeq, a predicted model, not a curated record